UUGAAAUUGUUAAAAGAUAGUUCCAGACUGUUCCAUUAUUGUGCCACCCCAAUAUUAUUCUCCUCUCAGUGGCGCCAUAGAGUCGUGGAGAAAACUACUACUCAAUUUAAACAGGAUAAUAAACGUUCUGAAAGCCAAGAUGACCGUCGGAAGCCAACAACACCACAAGAUUCUCCUGAAAUUCGUAUAAGUACAUCACAAGAGGAAACAUGGCAUAUUAAACUACGAGAUAAUUUUAUUAAAGAGUAUAUGAGUUAUCUACAGAAUCUAGGUUUUAAAACUGUCAAAGUUCAACAAUCUUCAAGAAAAAGGCUAAUGAGAUUUAUUGUUAUUUUUAGGGCUAGUGACAUACCCAGUACGUAUAAUAUAUAUACAGGAGAAGAAACCAAUCUGACAUCAGUUAGUCUACAGAAAACAAUGACAGGAGGAAUAUUACUGAUGGAUAUUGGAUAUAGAGAAGAAUAUUUCUGUGUCAAGUUAUUUGUUUUCGACUAUUCUCAGAUCAGUAUUAACAUUAAUCAACAGAUGAAAUUAUUAUUUGUUGAUGAGUGUCAGAGAUAUAAAGAUUUAAUUCAUGUUCACAGUUUUGCUCAUGAUUUUCACCUGCGCUGCAUUCAACGUUAUAUAUCUGGGGAAGAAACUAUAUUUCACCAAGGUUUUCAUCUGACCAAUUUCCUCACUGAUUUUACACAGAUUUAUUCUUACGCUCCAAGUUUCUCUCGAAAUUGUCUCCAACAAGAAUAUGUGAUGCUGUCAGACUCUCACUGUAUUAAUGAUCAAGUUUUUGAGUAUAUGAUUAAACAAAUGAAACAGUAUGAGAUGAGAGUUGUUAAAAUGAAGGCUGUUGUAGAUUAUGAUAAUGUUGAUGAGUAUGCAUUAUUAAGACAUCAUAAAUUGGUAAAUUCAGGCCAGAAGGAAACAGAUGAUUAUGAUGUGGGAUUAAUAAUAACCCAAGAGGUUGUUCAAGGCAGAACUAGUCCGGAUACAGAUCGACCUAUUUUACGAUUAAAAUAUUUUGUAUUAUUAACCAGAAGACAGGAUUGUUUUCCUUUGAAGAAUUUAGAAAAACGAUUGGUUGGAAUUCGACCAAAUAGACUCUUACCUACAGUCCAACCUGUACCAGUUAAACAACAUAUUGGAGUCCGUCAAGAAAUCGUGGAUUAUUUGGGCUACUCUAAUAAACAUCAGGCAGCUAUUUAUGAAUUAUUAUCCAGAGAAAUGAAAUCAUCUUGUAAUGAAAUCAAAGAAAUGGUGGAAACGUCGAAAAGUAAAUGUAGACGUGACUUGUUGUGGAAGAGAAUGUUGAAUAAUGAAGAGGAACAGAAGAAACGACGGAAAACUGAUUUAGAAGACAAUCGGAAGUUGAGUUAUGAUGAGUUUCAAGAAUUAUUAAAGAUGGUGAUUAGAACUCCAUUAAGUAACGAGGAUGUACAGUUAUUACCAUUAUCUACCAUGCCGGUUUCUUGGUAUCGAACUUUAGUACCAAUCUUGAUGUCUAAAUAUUCCAACCAUUAUCGAUGUUUUACCUCUACCGACGGCCUGAAUCAAUGUAUAGUAAUUAUUUUCCAGGAUUUGAGUAAAGUUAUACAGGAAGCAAUUACAGAACAGGACAGCAUUUUGACUAGUCCUAAUUUUUCUACAAUUAGUAUGUACAGUCAUAUUGAAGAUUUCGUUAAUACUUGUUGUUUUCAUCUCUGGUCUACAUUGCUCUGA
This is a messenger RNA of Lottia gigantea (owl limpet), 1713 nucleotides long. RefSeq lists its product as hypothetical. Gene Ontology annotation, cellular component: peroxisome. The transcript is spliced from 10 exons. The record is from RefSeq and is a predicted model, not a curated record. The annotation marks the transcript as partial. NCBI's taxonomy places the organism in Eukaryota, Metazoa, Mollusca, Gastropoda, Lottiidae.